GUUCUAUUUCUUUGCCGCUCCGUCAUUCACCUGCUUCCUCUACGCUCUCUACACCUGUCAGGAAUCACUGCACUUUGUAUCAAGAAUUUCCGAGUUUCCUUCUCUCAAAAAGAAACAAUGCAAUCAUCAUUUAAGAGCUUGGUGUUACUGCUGCUCAGUUCCCUGUUAUGGAAUAAUAACCAUGCCCAAACCACUGCUCCUGCCACCACCACCACCACCACCACCACCACAGAGGCUGGAAGCUCACCAGCAGAAACCACACCUACAACUAGAACAAUUAUAGAUUAUUCUACUACUGGAGCAGUCACCACUAACAGGACGGAAAUAAUGACCACUCUCUCGCCGACUAGUAAUGACCAGUCCAAUUCACAUUCAACAGUUUCUAUAGCCACCUCUGCAAAUGUUUCUAACAUCACAAGUCUCACAACAGACAACAGUACUACAGCAAGUAGCUCCGCUGUGACAACUAUUACAAGUUUGGCAACAGAUUCCACAACCACUGCCAAUAUCUCCACUGCGACUGCCACUGUGAGUUUUUCAACAGACAACUCCACUUCUACUGAUGGCUCCGUUGCAACUACCACUGCAAUUUUACCAAAUGACAAUAGAACUUCUGCAAAUGGUUCCUCUCUAGCUACCACUGCAAGCUUAGCAACAGGCACUACAACGUCUGCAAAUCUCUCCAUUAUAACUACCACAGCCAAUGUGCCACAUGAAAAUAUUACUACUACAAACAUCUCCAGUACAGAUAACACAACGCAAACAACCUAUACAGCUAUUACUUCAACCGAGAAUACUACCAUUACAACACAAGCUCCGACUAUAAACACUGUCUCAUCAUCGGCCACCGAUAGUGCAACACAGUUUACUACCGGAGGUGCAUCAACAACAAACAGCAGUGGCUCAGGAGUAGCAGGAAAUGACAAAGAUGUAGGAAGCAGUACUGGAGUUGUAUUAGGUGCAAUCAUUGGCUCAAUCCUAGGAAUUGCGUUGGUGUGCCUGGUGGCUUAUUUCCUAUGCGGAUCCAAGAAAUCCGGACCCUUUUCCCAUCGUCGCCUAUACGAGGACAUUAGGAAUGACCCAGUGUUGCGAUUGGAUAAUCCUGUAAGUCCCUAUGAUGUCAGUUACGGGGAGUCCUCAUAUUACAACCCCACAGUCCUAGAAGAAACUCCAUACAAUGGUAACAGAACACCUGAAGCAAUUGCUAUGGAUGACAUCCGCAUCAGGCCACAUUAAUGCAUGCCAUAACCUGCGUGGGAAGGACAUUAUCUCUUUAUUUCUUUUGUUUAUGAACACCUUGGCAUGUUUUUUUGGAACGUGACAGGGAACAGCAAAGUUUGAUUCCAGAUAUGCGAAUCAUUUCCUGGAAUGAAUGCAGAACACAAGUGACUUUCAUUUACCAAAACAAAAAAAUUGGCUUCAUUUACUCCUCGACCAAACUGGUUAUUUGUAUGGACUCUUUCAUACAAGUUCCUAACUCUAAAAAGCAAACUGGAAAAUAAAUUAUGUUGGAGACAUGAAGCUGUCAAGAUAGAUUGGCAGUUUGGUCAACUUCUAUUGCUUUAAUUGAAUACGGAAAACCAUAUGCACUGCGGUCAUAUCUAGGAUGCUGUUUCAGCCGAAUAUACUACAGUACAUGUGCGAUUAGUUAGACAUUAUCUCUUUCCAAGUGUCUAAAAAUUAACAAAAACAGUUGUCAUAUCACACAUCUGUGGUAAGCCCACCUAGUUCUGAGGAGAGGGUGACAACAUUGCAGGAUACGGUAGAGAAUGGGGUCAUAGUGUGAUGGUUAGCAUUACUACCUCACAGCACUGAGGCUAUGGCUUAGAUUCUCACCAUGGCCCUAACUGUGUGGAGUUUGCAUAUUCUCGCCGUGUUUGCUUGGGUUUCCUCCCACAAUCCAAAAAUAUAUUGGUAGAUGGGCCAAGUGGUUCUUAUCUGCCAUCAAAUUCUAUGUUUCAUGAGCUUUAUGAAAAGACAGGCAGGAUUUGGGCAUGUCAUUAUUAUCAAUAUUUAUUACAUGAAUUGAAUAAAGAAUUGAAAGACUUUUUAAAACGGGA
Messenger RNA from Pseudophryne corroboree (corroboree frog), 2060 nucleotides. It is a transcript of the gene MUC15, whose product is annotated as mucin 15, cell surface associated. Lineage: Eukaryota; Metazoa; Chordata; Amphibia; Anura; Myobatrachidae. The transcript is spliced from 4 exons. The coding region runs from base 118 to 1236 and encodes 372 amino acids. The record is from RefSeq and is a predicted model, not a curated record.